This is a messenger RNA of Thecamonas trahens ATCC 50062, 2018 nucleotides long. RefSeq lists its product as uncharacterized. Lineage: Eukaryota; Apusomonadida; Apusomonadidae. The record is from RefSeq and is a predicted model, not a curated record. The transcript has 2 exons. The coding region runs from base 62 to 1951 and encodes 629 amino acids. Gene Ontology annotation, molecular function: protein binding.
CCACCACCACCACCACCACCCCAGUCUCUCUGUCUCUCCCACCACUACUACAGGGGAAACCAUGACUGAGGCAUACUUCCUGGAGUCGGUGGUCGUGGUCGACGACGCCGACGACGACUUUGCUUACGAGGCCGUCGAUGUCAUCGACUCGGACGACGACGCCCUGCUCCAUGACGAGGACCUUGCUGCUGCCACCCGCGCGGCACAGAACGGAUAUCGUAGCACCGCCCCCUCGGUCCGCCAGUCUCCCACGGAUCACGCCACAGCAGAUCAAGCCCAGGCUGUCGCCGGCGCCGCCCUCACCCGAAAGCCCGAGGUCAUCGACGACUUUAUCUGUAACUUCCUCAACCGCAUGGGCAUGCGCCGUACCCUCGAGGUCUUCCAGACAGAGUGGUACGAGCUCGAGAGCAAGGGCCUCAUCGACCGCGCCGCCAUUGGUGCCGUCCCGGACGUCUACUCGGCCAACGUCGAGCUCGAUCAGGAGCGCAAGGCUCUCACCGCCCAGGUCGCCAAGGAGCAGAAGGAGACCCAGAUGACCCGUGCAACCUGGGAGAAGCUCACCCAGGAGCGGAACCACCACCGCAUGCACCACCGUCGCGUCGAGCAGGAAAAGCAGCUUCUCAUCAAGCAGCUGAAGCAGAUGCGGAAGCUCCAGCUCGAGUACGAGCCCACUCUCGAGCAGCUCAAGGCCAAGCACCAGGCUGCGCUUCAAGAAAAGGACCGCAAGGGCCGCAUCAUCAUGCGCCUCAAGGAGCAGCUCGAGCGCACAAAGGCCGCCCUCGCUCAGAUGAAGGAGGCUGCAGAGCGUGCUGGUCAGCCGCUGCCUGACGCCGUCCUCGACGCAGACCAGGACCGCGCCACUCGCCGCAAGCCCCGCUCCGCGCGCGCCGUGCGCACGUCCUCGGCAAAGGCCCGCUCCUCCACCCCGCGCCGCCCGGCAGGCUCCGGCUACGCCAUCUCUGGUGGCGCAGGCCCGCUCGUUAACGACCGCGACCUCUUUGCCCUGCCCGAGCUCGGCAACCCGCACGUUGGCAAGUCCUACGAGCAGGCCGGCCCCGCAGGCUUCUCCUCCGCCGCCUCGCUCCCAGCCCACGAGGACUCGAUCGCCGGCCUCGCCAUGCACCCCUCGCACCCGGUCGCCGCCGCUGUCUCGGACGACGGAAAGUGGUCGCUCUGGACACUCGAGACCAACGAGCUCAUCAUGUCCGGAGCAGGUCAUGCCGCUUGGGUCGGCGCCUGUGCCUUCUCGCCCCGUGGCUCGCACCUCGCCACAGGCUCCGGCGAUACCACCAUCAAGCUCUGGGACGUCCUCCACUACCAGUGCACCUCCACCCUCGCCGACCACACCCAGGCCGUCUGGGGCGUCGACUUCCACUGCUCGGGUGACGCCCUCGUCUCGUGCUCGCUCGACGGCACCACCCGCCUCUGGGACCUCGCCCGCUCGCUCGCCGUCGCCACUCUCCGCGGCCACGUCAACUCGGUCAACUCGGUCAAGUUUGAGCCGUAUGCCUCGGCCCUCGCCACUGGCUCGGCUGACCACACCGUCUCGCUCUGGGAUCCGCGGACUCACCUCUGUACACACACCUUCUUUGGCCACGAGACCUCGGUCGCUCGCGUCGCCUACUCGCGCGACGGCACAAAGCUCGCAUCAGCAGACUCGGACGGCAUGGUCAAGGUCUGGGACACCCGUGCCCAGGCAGAGCUUCACUCUGUCCUCACAUGCUCGCCAGACACCCCCUAUGCCGCCAACGACCUCGUCUUUGACGCCUCGGGCAACACCCUCGCUAUCGCCACGGAAGACGGCUUUGUCCGCAUCUUUGACAUGGCACAGGCCGCCCUCGUCGACGCUCUCCAGCACGACGACGCUGUCAACGCCGUCGCCUUUGACGCAGACAACAAGACCAUGGUCUCUGCCGGCGCUGACGCCGCCCUCCACGUCUGGUCCUUCUAGAAACCUCCGCCUCCCUACUUUACUGUCUCGCCGCCGCCGCCGCGGACUCAAUAAACGGCAGCACGGC